Prorocentrum cordatum is the source of this 467-nucleotide messenger RNA. Lineage: Eukaryota; Dinophyceae; Prorocentrales; Prorocentraceae. The record is from the annotation of a GenBank genome assembly.
GAUUGCGGCCUCGCUUUCGACGUGGCGGGCCCCGUCGUCGCCGGCCGCGUGCUGUCCGAGCCGGGCCUCCUUCCCAACCUUGGCGGCAUGCUGAUGAGCGCGCGGGGGAAUCAGCGCCGGUGGCUGCAGCUCGCGGGCUGCGCCCCGCAGGGGCCGCAGAGGGUCGGCAGCGGCCUCCCCGAGGGAGACCCCUGGUCACCAGCGGCCCUCUGCGCUAUGCUAGCUCCGCUCAACGUGCAGCUGCGCGCCGACCACCGCGCUUGGAAGAGCCCCGGGAUCGCCGCCGCGCUCCGGGCCCCUGACAACUGGACAACGUGGUCAGCGACGCUGUGCUUGAAGGAAAACGAGAAGAAGAAGCAAUUGCUGCACCGGCGCCCUAGCCAAUGGCGGCUACUUGCAGAGGCGGGGGUCGACCCGGCCAGCGUCCGCGAUGCCAUCGACGCGCUGGAGGCCAAGAUCACCGGAGG